ACAUGCAUGCUCUUUAUAUAAAGUUUCCAAAAUGAAUGAAAAGCUCGCAUAAAUUCAGCACAUAAACGAAAAGAAUUCUGCAAAAAUGAAACCAAUCUACGUUUUCACGCUUAUUUUAUAUUUUUCUGGGCAAGAUUUGUGCAACGGAGAGCAUAUCCUAUGCAAAAUUGGGCAAGAGCUUUGCGGCCGGCGAUGCUACAAUUCCACGAUACUCAAGUGUUUAAACAACUCUACAGUUGAAUCCAGUAUUUUGUGUGGGACGAACGAGCUGGCCUGCGGAAAAGGACUUGGGGCCUCCUGUUUCAACCCAAAUUCGAAAGUAUGUUACACUAGUAAAAAGAGGGCUACCGGAAAUACUCCCGUGGAAUUGGUGGCACUGUGUGACAAGAACGAAAAGGCCUGCAAUACGUUGUAUUGGCUAACCUGUUACAAUCCUGAACUUUUCGCAUGCCUCCUGGUGACAGGGAAGGAUGAAACCUUUGGAUUAGUGGAGACAAGUCCUACAAUCUAGAAUCCCACGAAAACUCCAAACUCGACGCGGAAUGCUUGACUCCAGUCUGUGAAGGAUUUUGUUGUGAUUUUUGCACCAAAUUGAUAAUUAAAAGAGCAGCAAUAAAAGCAUAAAUUCAAACAUAUGUGAUUAGAAAUAAAUACAAGGGAGAUCAAACACAUUUAAUUUUGUGUAUAUGUUCCCUGUACAAAAAUCUACAAACCCCUGGAAAUUUUUGUUACAGUAGAUAUAAAUAGGUACGUUACAUUUAAUUAUCAAUGGACCUUGUGGACAAGGUACAUGAGUUUUAUAUUAUGCAGAUAGCCCGGCCGUGAUGUUGCCCUGAAUUUUUACUAUGUUGUACAUACUUAUCGACAUGCUGAAUGAAAGUUUACUUCGAAAUUUUAUAAAAUAAAAUUCGAAAUUUGAAU
Molecule: messenger RNA, 921 nt
Organism: Folsomia candida
Lineage: Eukaryota; Metazoa; Arthropoda; Collembola; Entomobryomorpha; Isotomidae
Exons: 2
Coding region: 86-511 (141 amino acids)
Source: RefSeq, a predicted model, not a curated record